Messenger RNA from Knipowitschia caucasica, 1245 nucleotides. NCBI's taxonomy places the organism in Eukaryota, Metazoa, Chordata, Actinopteri, Gobiiformes, Gobiidae. The record is from the annotation of a GenBank genome assembly.
AUGGCCGAGGCUGUGGCUAAAUUCACAUUUGUUUUUUGCUGCUUUGCUCCCGUCCAUUUGUUAUUGGAUUUUUGGUGUGACACCAUGGGGGCAUUUUUGGAUAAACCAAAGAUGGAGAAAUACACCUCUCAUGGUGAGGGGAAUAGCCUGAAGUUCGGUCUGAGCAGUAUGCAGGGCUGGCGUGUGGAGAUGGAAGACGCGCACACAGCUGCAGUUAGUUUGCCUCAUGGGCUGGACCUUUGGUCCUUCUUUGCUGUCUAUGAUGGUCACGCAGGCUCUCAGGUGGCUAAAUACUGCUGUGAGCACCUGCUUGAGCACAUCACAACCAAUCCAGACUUCCAGAGUGCCCUGCAGGAGGAAACCUGUGUAGACAGUGUGAAGAAUGGGAUCCGCACAGGAUUCCUUCAGAUUGAUGAACAUAUGAGAACCAUCUCAGAAAAGAAGCAUGGAGUGGACCGUAGUGGUUCCACAGCAGUGGGAGUGCUAAUCUCUCCCACUCAUGUGUACUUUAUCAACUGUGGUGACUCUCGUGCUCUACUGAGCAGGGCUGGGGCUGUGCACUUCUUCACACAGGAUCACAAACCCAAUAAUCCUUUGGAGAAGGAGAGGAUCCAGAAUGCUGGUGGUUCUGUUAUGAUUCAACGUGUCAAUGGCUCCCUGGCUGUGUCCCGAGCGCUUGGGGACUUUGACUACAAAUGCGUGCAUGGAAAAGGACCCACAGAGCAGCUGGUGUCUCCGGAGCCUGAAGUUUAUGCCAUAGAACGAUGUGAAGCAGAAGAUGAAUUUAUAAUUCUAGCAUGUGACGGCAUCUGGGACGUUAUGGCCAAUGAACAACUCUGUGACUUCGUCAGGUCAAGGUUAGAAGUGUCUGAUGACCUUGAACGAGUCAGCAAUGAAAUUCUUGACACCUGUUUGUACAAGGGGAGUCGAGACAAUAUGAGUGUUGUACUAGUCUGUUUUUCUGGGGCGCCAAAGGUUUCACCUGAAGCAGUGAAUCGUGAACUGGAGCUGGAUAAAUACCUGGAAACCAGAGUAGAAGAAAUAAUGAAAAAACAGGGAGAUGAGGGAGUCCCGGAUUUGGUCCAUGUGAUGCGGACAUUAGCAUCUGAAAGUAUCCCUAACCUUCCACCUGGAGGGGAAUUGGCGAGCAAGCGAGGUGUAGUCGAAGCAGUAUACAACAAACUGAACCCGUAUCGAAAUGAUGACACAGACCCAGACAUCCUGUUUUUCCGCGGUUUCAGCUAA